This is a messenger RNA of Engraulis encrasicolus (European anchovy), 5123 nucleotides long. RefSeq names its product WASH complex subunit 2C (gene washc2c). The transcript is spliced from 32 exons. Gene Ontology annotation, cellular component: nucleus. The record is from RefSeq and is a predicted model, not a curated record. Bases 196 to 4563 code for a protein of 1455 amino acids. Lineage: Eukaryota; Metazoa; Chordata; Actinopteri; Clupeiformes; Engraulidae. Gene Ontology annotation, biological process: chromatin organization.
UAAUCAGGUGACUUGGAUCAGCUGACUCCUUGCAAAAAGAGUAUGGGCGAUUAGAUAGAAAACCCAAUGAGUAACUUGCAUGGCAAAAAUAGAGCUGUCUUGCAGCUGUGUAAAGCAAUUGCGUGUAGCUUGGAGAAUAUAUCAAGAUAAAAGAAGACCGUGCCAUUACGCAUAAGUGCGUUGUCCAACUACACCAUGGAAAACGGACCAAGUACCCAUAAUGGCGAGGAGAAGCAGAUUUGGGAGAGACCUUGGACACUGGAGGAGAUGCGGCAGAACAGUGCCAGCUGGUCUUUGGCAGCCGAUUCUGGGCUCUUCCUGUUCUUACAAGACUUCUCCCAGAGGAUGCUGUCGAAAACCCAUGAGAUUGAAAAACAGCUUGAUGGUCUCAUCCGUGACACUAAAGCAACUGACAGCUGCCUUCACACAGUCUUCAAUGACUUCCUCAUGCUGUCAAACACACAGUUCAUUGAAAACAGGGUAUAUGAUGAAGAGAUUGAAGAGCCUCCUGCAAAGGCUGAAGUACCUGAAAAAGCGUCUGAGCAAGAGAAAACACGAGAACAGAAGGAGGCUGAAUUGAUUCCUAAAGUGCAGGCAGCUGUGAACUACGGGCUGCAGGUGUUGGACUCCGCCUUCGAACAGCUGGACAUCAAGGCUGGCAACUCGGACUCGGAGGAUGAGGAGACCAAUGAUCGCGUGGAGCCCAUUCUGGAACCCAAGGACCUGUAUGUAGACAGACCCCUGCCUUACCUGAUUGGCUCUCAGCUCUUUAUGGAGACAGACGAUGUGGGGUUAGGAGAUCUUUCGAGUGAAGAAAUGUCCAUAGAUAGUGAUCGGGACAGCGUGGCAGAGAGUGAAGAGGGCAAGAAUCGAGAUCAGUCAGACGAGGACUUUGACCAGGAGGAGGAUGGCCAAGGCAGCUUAAAAAAGAAAUCCUCAAUGCUGAGUUAUGAAGAUGAUGAGGAUGAGGAAGAUGAGGAUUCUGACAUCUUUGGAGAAUCUGACAAGGAAGAGGAGGAUGAAGGAAAGACUUCAGCUGCUCCGCCUUCCUUUGCUGAUGAGCUUGCUGCCAGGAUCAAAGGUGAACCGGUCCCCAAGCAGGAACCACAACGCCCAGCAUCAUCAUCCAUCUCAUCCAUGUCAAAGAAGAGUAAAGGCAGCAGAUCAGCUCGUCAGCCGGUUGAGGAGGAUGACGAUGAUGACACAAUCUUCAAACCUCCUAAGAUGGAGGAUGAUGACUACUCGCCGUUUGGAGGAAAAGGGGGCCUCUUCAGUGGGGGCAGAGGCUUGUUUGAUGACGAUGAUGAGGGAGAUCUGUUUUCUGAUGCUCCUAAGCCAGAACCCAAAGGAAAAGCACCAUCUUCAGACACAACCACAGAAUCUACAAAGUCUAAGAAGAUCCCCUCCAGUGGAGUGUCUGUCUUUCCUGAUAACAGUCUUUUUGGCUCCCCUAACAACUCUGAUACUCUCGAGAGCAAGGAGGCAAGUGAUCCCUUCAAACCCCAGCCUCCACCAAUGCCCAAAUCAGACAGCGGAGGCCUCUUUGAUGAGGAUGAGGAUGAAGACGACUUUUUCAGUGGGAGGACUGCCAAAAAGCCAAGCCCAAAACAACAGGAGAGCGUAAAAUCAAAGACAAACGUAGAUCUCUUCGGGGGUGAAGAUGGCGACGACGGGGAUAUAUUCAGUGAAAAUUCAAGUGCAGCUCCCACAAAGACGAGUAGAAAAGAAUCACCCACUGAUGCCAACAGCAAAAGUCAAGUACCAGAGAAGAAAUUGCCUGCUGGAGCUAUAUCCAUGUUCGGUCCCAGUACUAAAAGCUUAUUAGUAGAAGGACUCAGAAAACGACAGCCAUCCACCAGCGAGGAAUCUGAGAAGUCAGAGAAUGAACCUCCCAUGGACAUUAAACCGGCAGCCGUCACUAAGCCAGUGGAGAAGAAGGCCCAGAGCAGGGGUUUAUUCUCUGAUGAUGAGGACUCUCAGAUCUUCCCAAGCAUGACGAAGAGCCAGUCCAAACCUGAACCCACCACUCAAGUCAAGACUAGCAAAGCUGCCUCAUCGAUAUUUGACGAUGAGGAGGAAGAGGAUCUGUUUUCUUCAGCGUCCAAGCCAAAAUCCACUCAGGCUCAAACUGCCAAGCCGGUGUCAAAAACAGCCACUUCCUCCCUCUUCAGUGACGACGAGGACACAUGGGCGAGCUCCAGUUCCGCCCCGGCAAAGUCAGAAGUGAAGACGGGAGGCAUGAAGUCAAGCGUCAGCGCCCCCUCUUGUCUUCCAAGUGCAAAAGCAGCAAAGAAAAUCAGCCUUUUCGAUGACGACGAUGGAGAUGACCUGUUCGCCGCCACUAAGGAGACAAGCCAGAAAAAGUCACAAAGAGUGUCAUUACUCUUUGAAGAUGAGACUGGGAAUGAUGAGAAAGAUUCACUCUUUGGCUUCAAACCUGCUGCCAGUAGCACUCUGAUCACUGCAAAAGUGGCGUCUGUGGAGCCAGAGCCCCCCUCGCUGCCUGCUACCAAAGCACCAGAAGAAAAGGUCUCUGCACCUGUGCCUCAUGAGGAGGCACCUGCACCUGCACCUGCACCUGCGAACGCGGCCGCAGUAGAUGGACGCCCCCCACAGUCACCACCGCCGUCUUUGCCCAAAGAGGCCGAGCAGCCCAAGCCCAAGCCUGCUGGUGCUGUCAGUCUGUUUGGGGGCAUCGACGUGUUUGGCGGUAAAACUGAUGUUCUGCAGACUAAAGGUCUGCUGGAGGAGGAUGAUGAUGACUUCCUGAGUGAAGCUCCUGAAGCACCAUUGGCCAAAAGUGCCAAGAAAACCACUGUAAGUCUGUUUGAUGACGAUGAGGGCGAUGAGGAUGAAGAGACUAAUGGGGGUCUUCCCCCACCUGUAGCUACCAAGCCAGCCGUCAAGAAUACACUGAAGGAGUCGCGGUCGGGGAUCAGGAGCACGGGCGUCUUCCAGGACGAGGAGCUGCUCUUCAGUCAGACACAGCAGAGGGACAACGACCCUGAUGUGGACAUCUUUGCUGCAUCCGCCAAAUCCACUAGCCCCUUGCCUGCAGCAGGUAAACCGGCAGCUUCUGCUCUGUUUGGAGAUGAGGAGGAGGAUGACCUCUUUGCCACUACCAAGCCAAAAGUGCUUCCGAAAGUUGCUGAGAAGCCUCCAAAACCUGUGAAGGAUGAGUCAUCUGUCAAACCUGUCAGUGCCACCGCAUCAGCAGAGAAAGAGCAAGCUGCAAAGCCAGUUGAACCCAAAGGGCCAUCAUCUCGGAUUGGACAACUUCAAGCCAACCUGAAGCUCAACCCCAGCAGUCUUCUGCCAGGAGCAGCUGCCCCGCGCAUCAUCCCCGGUGGUGUGGGCGUCCUGCCCGGCCUGGUGCCCCCCUCUGCGGCCGCCUCCUCCUCCUCUGCCUCCUCCCCUGCCUCAUCCAGCGUGUCCCCCUUGCCCUCUCCUUCUCUCUUCAGCCCUGUCAGCAUCGCACCCUCACAGCCUCACACGCCCACAGAGGCAGCCGUGAGCUUUGACAGCCCAGCACAAAUCAACACGCUGCAAAGUGCCAACAAGGGGCGAACCAAGGGGUCGGUACGCCGGCGGCCCCAGACCAGGGCGGCGAGACACCAAGCAGCCCAACGCUGUGAGGAGGAGCAGAGGGACGAGCUCCCGGCAGAAGGAGCAACGGCCUCCAGUGUUGGAGAAACUCUCAGCCCAGCUGUGGAACCCCCAUCUCUAGCCACUCCUUCCAGCACGUCCUCGCCCCUACCCACCACCACCCUCUUCCCCCCGGCUGACUCCACUCUGGAAGAGGUGGACACCACUACGGUACCAGCAGCCGUCAGGCCCAAGAAGCCUCCUGUAGCCGCCGCUCCGGUGCCCGACGACGGGGCAGACCUCUUUGGCUCCGACGACCUCUUCGGCCUCCCUGCUCCCGCACCCAAACAAGCGCCUUCACCCAAGCCACCCAAGGCCAAGCCUCCAGCUGUGGAGGAGCGUCCUCCUGCUGUGGUGGAGCGUCCUCCGGCGAUCACUACAGACAAGGAUCCAGCCCCCUCCAUUUUUGACGACCAGGGAGGUGACCUGUUUGGGACGGGGAAGGCCAAGCCUGUGAAGAAGGCCCAGGCAGCGGCAUACCUCCAGGAUGACCUUGACGAGGACGACCUGUUUGGGAUCGGGAAAAGUGUCAGGAAAGCUUCAGCUGACAAGUCUAAUGCUGGAGACAGCGCUGCUAUACAGGACAUUUUCCAGGACAAAGUUGAAACGACUCCUAAAGCUCCCAAGAAGUCAAAAGAAAAAUCCCUGGAUACCAGCUUGUUUGAUGAUAAUGUUGACAUUUUUGCUGACCUGACUCCUAAAACAAAACCAAAAGAAAAGAAGUCCAAGAAGAAAGUGGAGACCAAAUCCAUAUUUAAUGAUGAUAUGGACGAUAUCUUCUCAUCAGGUCCCUCUAAGCCGGCAGCAAAGGCUCCUUCGAAGUCCAAGAAGGCUCAGCCUACCACUGAGCCCAGCUCAGCAGAGGACUCCAGCUCUAGUAUUUUUGAUGAUCCACUGAAUGCCUUUGGGGGAAAGUAAUUUUGUUUUUUUAAAUUUCCUUCAAUUAUUGUCGUCCAGACUCAUUUUUGUUGAGGACAAAAUAAGGGUUAAAGAGACUGUAUUAACACUGUUAUUAGAUUAUUUAUAAUUCCAUCAGUAACCUCUUGGACUAUAUUGAGGAUAUAUAGUUGGAGGAAGAAAAAAAAAAAAUCAAAUGUAGUGCCGUUGGUAGGCUCAUCUGAUUUAACAGGUUGUUUAAUAAUUAACUGCCAUUCUGUAAAUGUUCCAUUCGUUGUAAUAGACAUCAUGACAGCACUUUAAAAGGCAUGAAUUUUACCAUAUGUAGAUACUGUAGAUUGUCAUGUAUAGAAAUCAUUGAUCUGUGAACUUACAUUUUGCUAUGAUGUUGCUUUUAAAUUUCCAACUUGUAUCAGCUUGUGCCAUAACAUAGGACUGCAAAAUCUCAUUUCUGUGUCCUUAGAUUUUUUUGUUUGUUCAUUUUUUUCAAGCUGUUGAGAUUUGUAAUGCUGCAUGUGACAUUUUGAUUUUUGGAAACUAAAAUAUAUAUAUUUUAUGAAAAAAUAAAAUAUAAAAAUAUA